AUGGCGACCAGACGGCAACAGGAGGAGCGCAGAGACAAGCUAAACCCGCGAACACAGUGGUAUAAUAACAACGGGGCUCAGGGCGGGGGAGUGGACACAAAAAAAGAGGCUUCCAAACCAGGCUUUGGCUGGGUCCCCAUAUUCGGGGGGCUAUGGAACCGAGCCACUUUCAAACCACUGAUUACGCCAUCAGCAUGUGACAUCGACAUCCGGAAGGACCUGUACGCCAACAACGUAAUGUCCGGAGGCACCACCAUGUACCCUGGUAUCGCUGACCGCAUGCAGAAGGAGAUCACUGCUCUGGCCCCCAGCACCAUGAAGAUUAAGUCAUCGCCCCCCCCUAAGAGGAAGUACUCCGUGUGGAUCGGAGGCUCCAUCCUCGCCUCUCUCUCCACCUUCCAGCAGAUGUGGAUCAGCAAACAGGAGUAUGAUGAAGCAGGACCCUCCAUCGUCCACAGGAAGUGCUUCUAAGUGCCGGACUGCCCCCUUCCUCCCCAAGUUGAAGAAAUGCGUGUAUUGUCGUCAAAUUCUUUGUUUACACGUGUAUAUAUGGA
Messenger RNA from Notothenia coriiceps (black rockcod), 554 nucleotides. Its product is annotated as actin, alpha skeletal muscle-like. NCBI's taxonomy places the organism in Eukaryota, Metazoa, Chordata, Actinopteri, Perciformes, Nototheniidae. The record is from RefSeq and is a predicted model, not a curated record. Bases 1 to 471 code for a protein of 156 amino acids. The transcript has 4 exons.